Chironomus riparius is the source of this 1491-nucleotide messenger RNA. The record is from the annotation of a GenBank genome assembly. Lineage: Eukaryota; Metazoa; Arthropoda; Insecta; Diptera; Chironomidae.
AGACGGACGCACGCGUAAAUAUUUUAAAAAAAUUAGUUUUUAUUAGACAUUACGUCAAUAAGUUAGUGAAAUUGUGACAAGAUAUAUAAAAUAAAUUAAUUGCCAGUGUUUUGUACUUUCCGUCGAGUUAAUUAGUCUAGUUUUCAAAUUAAUUGACCACGUGUUUUAAGAAAAUCGUGAAGACAGUCGUAAAUAUUUUAAAAGAAAAUAUAUUAAUUAGACAUUACGUCAAUAGUGGAAAUGGAUCUGCUAGAAUUGCCAAUUGCCAUUCUACAGGAAGAUGGAGUGUACAAUGAUUUGAGUCAGCAAAAUGGAGAAAAUUCAGCUGCUGAGAUGAGUCAACAAAAAAAUAACUUCAUAUAUGAUAAAGGAUUUUUCUUCUGUGGCCACUGUGGAGUACGAUUCAGCACAAAGGAGGAAGUAAUGCAACACAUGACAAUACAUACAGUUCAGGAUUUGAAGCGUAUGGAUUGUAAAUUUUGUGAAGAAGAGUUUAUCUCAGAAGGAGCUUACACACAACAUCUGAAGACUGCACAUUCUAAUGGUCCAGCUUUUCCGUGCAAGAAGUGCAGGGUCAUUUUAUCCAGCUCAAAGAAAUUGAGAGAUCAUAUGAUAUUUAAUCAUUAUAGUGGCAAGCUGUUUGUGUGCAAGAUUUGUAAAGCUCAUUACAAGGACAAAAAAGAUUUCAUUCAGCAUGAAAAUUCUGUUCAUUUCAACUUACCUUAUGAAUGUGACUUCGAUGGAAAAAAAUAUGCAAGGAAACCUAAUUUAAUUAAUCAUAUGAUCACAUCACAUAUGAUAGACUUUGAGUUAUUCAAAUGCGAAGAAUGUCCAUAUACAUCAAAAUUAAAAUAUCUCAUUAAUAUACAUAAGAAGACACGACACUCAAAGAUUGCUUUUGCAUGUUCCUAUGCUGGUUGCUCAUUUGUUACUGCAAACAAACUAUACCUUUCGCAGCAUCGAUCGAAAGUGCAUGAUAAGAAGACCUUUGAAUGAAUGCAGUGAAUGUGGACACAAAUUCGGUUUACAAAUCUGUUUAGGAAACCAUAUCAAAAACGGACAUCAAAGUCAGCUUUUCGAGUGCGAUCUCUGUGGACAAAAAUUGAAAAAGAAAAAUUCAAUACGAGUCCAUAUGAACUGUGUACAUUUGAAGUUAAAAGAAUUUACAUGUCCCAUAUGUAAAUUAAAUUUUGCUAGAAACGGUUAUAUGAAACAACACAUUGCUAUCAUACAUGAUCGCAAGCGCAAUAGAGUUGGAGUAAAGUAUGAAUGUUCUGAUUGCCAGUUAUCAUUUGGCACAAAGAGAGAACUAAAUCAACACAGAUUACUGCAUAGUAAAGGAAAAAUCUUUAAUUGCACAAAAUGUGAAAAACAAUUUGUUACUAUAGGACAAUUGUGUAAGUUAAUUUUGUCCCAACUUUCAAUAAAUUAAACAGCUAAUAAACAAUUUAUAUUUUAUUUAGCGUGGCAUCGUAAAACUAGCCAUAAUAA